Messenger RNA from Moneuplotes crassus, 795 nucleotides. Lineage: Eukaryota; Ciliophora; Spirotrichea; Euplotida; Euplotidae. The record is from the annotation of a GenBank genome assembly.
GCUCUUGAUUGGUCUUUUAAACUUCUUUAUGGUUCUUUCAUCUCUCAUAUUUCUUAUUCCACCUUUAGCAGGCUUUAUGGAACGCUUCAUUACUUUUCUCCUAAUAGCAUAGAAGUGGACUCCUUCAAAAUCACUAUUUGGAUGUUAGAAAUAAGAUUUUAAGAUGAUAUUUCAAGAAAAUUUAAAAACUUAUGAGCAUCAACACUAAACUUCUCAAAUGCGACUAUUUUCUGAGCCUCAUCUAUCAGACUGCUAUUCAUUGUGCUCAUAUCCUCUAAAAGUUGCAUAUUGUUUUCUCGAGAUUUUUCUAAUUAAUCUUCUUUAUCUGCUAACUGUCUAUUUGCUAAGAUGCUCUGUUCCUUGCAAAGUGUGUGGUAAUCCUUUUCUUGGUUUUUAAUAAGAUCUCCAUCUGUUUCUAUAAGCUGAUGAAUUGAAGUUAUUUUUGAAUGAAGGCUUUCAAUAUCUUGAUCUCUUGACUCCCGCUCUGUGAUAAAUCUCAUAUCUAGCUCGUUUAAUUUCUUGUUGAUCAUAUCAAAAUUAUUAAGUUGGUACUCUAUUUCAUGUGUUUGUUCUUGUAAUUUCUCCAAUCUAUCGUCAGCAACUUCUAUUCUAGCUUCGAUCUGGUAUUGGCUAUUUAGAGAAGGAUCGACCAUUUCCUUAAUCAUGGUCCUCAUCCUAGUUUCAAAAUUAAACCAAUCAAGCUUGUUCUUCAAGUCAGGAUUGGUGAUAGGUUGAAGGGGUUCAUCAGGCUCAACGUAACUUUGAUUAGCAGUUGUUUCAAUAGGAUCUGACAUA